Messenger RNA from Dovyalis caffra, 657 nucleotides. Lineage: Eukaryota; Viridiplantae; Streptophyta; Magnoliopsida; Malpighiales; Salicaceae. The record is from the annotation of a GenBank genome assembly.
AUGGGAGUUCUUGUUGUAAAUCCCCAAGAUUGCCUAAAAAAUCCUUUACAGCAACAACCAACGAGGAUGAGGUUCCCACGGAACCCUAACCCUAGCAAUCCUCGCCCAAACAAGGCACAACCCAAUCGCCGAAAGCGAAAUACAAAUUCAUCCCCACCUCCACGCGCCGCUGCUCCCAAGAAUAACAACAACAACAACAACAACAGAAGCAGCAACCUUGUUAUGGGACAAGUCAAGAUCCUUAAACGCGGCGAAGAAGAUUUACUAAAGCCCACGAAGAAAGUUGAGACUCCGAAAGGGAUUCCAAUUCCAAAGGCUGUAAAAAGUGGAGAUCUGGGUCUUGGUUCAACCAGCAGGUUGGGUCCGGAUCCCGUGUUGGUCCCAACUCAUGUCCGACUCACUGAGUCGAAGGACUUUGUUAAUGGUUUUUAUGCUGGAUCGGCUUUUUUUACAUCGCCGCCUCCGAGUUCUCUUCCUUUACCUGGGUUUUUCACAAAGAAGGCAAAUGAUCCUGUUGCUGUUGAUGCAGGCAGGCAUGGCUUCAAGGAAGAUUUGGGUGAUCCCACUUGUUUGAAGGGAAAAUGUUGCAUACAAGGAGAAUUUGGAAUUGGAUUUCCUUUACUUGGGCAUGGCUUGAAGGAAGAUUUGGGUUCUUGA